Prunus armeniaca (apricot) is the source of this 192-nucleotide messenger RNA. NCBI's taxonomy places the organism in Eukaryota, Viridiplantae, Streptophyta, Magnoliopsida, Rosales, Rosaceae. The record is from the annotation of a GenBank genome assembly.
AUGGGUCAAUUGAUGACUUGUACCUCGCCAUAUUGCAUUGCAUCUGAUCCAUGGUCAUUCUGGAGGCUCUUGCACAGGAGGCAUGUGGCUGCUGCCGGAUCCAAAAGAUAUGAGGUAUGGCCCCCAUGCUCCUGCACUACUUACUUGUGUCUGGUGCCUGUAAUGCUGAGAUAUUCUGAUAUGAUCCAUUGA